AUGAAAGUUAUUACGGCCAAUUUCGUGACCUGCUCGGUCAAGGAAUGCAAGACUUCUAAAAGCGCCUUUCCACUUCACUUCCAUGACGCCGAGCUCGAAAUGCAGGAAUUGGAUUUCCAACCGGAAUUCAUCCGUAAUAUUAUUCCCCGCAUCGACUGGGAAGCUCUACGGGUCACCGCGAAUGAGCUGGGAUUCCCAGGUCUUCCGGAAGUGAAACCAGAGGGCGAGGCACUUGAUGAUGAACAGACUUUGAAAGACCUCCACCGACUAUUACUGGAAACUCAGGUUAUGGAGGGCAGAUUGAUCUGUGGCAACUGCAGCCAUGAAUAUGUGCUCAAGGAGGGAAUUGCCAACUUCUUGCUUCCAAGCCAUUUAGGUAGGCGACUCUGCAUUCGCAUCUCUAAUUCUCCCGGUUUAGUCGUCCCGACUGACACUUCUUUCUUGCAGUCUGAGUCCUUCCAUCCGGGCCAAAAAUCCGCUCACUGA
This is a messenger RNA of Penicillium maclennaniae, 486 nucleotides long. RefSeq names its product RNA methylation protein TRM112. The record is from RefSeq and is a predicted model, not a curated record. The transcript is spliced from 2 exons. Gene Ontology annotation, biological process: tRNA methylation; rRNA (guanine-N7)-methylation; peptidyl-glutamine methylation. Bases 1 to 486 code for a protein of 161 amino acids. NCBI's taxonomy places the organism in Eukaryota, Fungi, Ascomycota, Eurotiomycetes, Eurotiales, Aspergillaceae. Gene Ontology annotation, molecular function: protein heterodimerization activity.